AUGGCGCCACAAAGCGUCAAGGCAUCCGUGCUUCAUGGAGCCAAGGAUCUUCGAACUGAAAGUCGCGAGCUCCCAGCCCCGGCCAGCGGUGAAGUCCAGAUUGCGGUUCAAUCCACCGGACUCUGCGGCUCCGAUUUGCACUACUUUAACCACUACAGAAACGGCGACAUUGUUGUUCGCGAACCCCUAACGCUGGGCCACGAAUCUAGCGGAACCGUGGUCUCUGUAGGCUCGGGAGUCGCCAACCUGGCGCCGGGCGACCGGGUUGCCCUGGAGGUCGGUCUGCCAUGCGAGAAGUGCGAGCACUGCGACGCCGGCCGGUACAACAUUUGCAAAGGAAUGAAGUUUCGCAGCUCGGCCAAGGCGUAUCCCCAUGCCCAAGGCACGCUGCAGGAGCGAGUCAACCACCCCGCGAGGUGGUGCCACAAACUGCCUGACGGGCUCUCUCUCGAUCUCGGCGCGGUCGUCGAGCCCCUCUCCGUUGCCAUGCAUGCCCGCCGUCGGGCCAGCCUCCCAGAGGGCUCGACGGUGCUCGUCUUUGGCGCCGGUGCCGUCGGUCUCCUGACUGCAGCGGUGAGCAAGGCGGCCAACGCGGCAGCCGUGGUGAUUGCCGACAUUCAGCAGGACCGAGUGGACUUUGCCGUUGCCAACGGGUACGCCGACGCAGGAUACGUCGUGCCGAUGGCCCGCCCGCAAACCACGGAGGAGAAGCUCGCCUAUUCGCGCGAGGUGGCUGCCGAGAUCAAGCAAGUCCACGUCCAUGGCGCGCCAGUGGGCGAGGUGUCAGCCGUAUACGAGUGCACCGGCGUUGAAACAUGCACCCAGGCCUCCAUCUACGCCGCCAAGCCCGGCGGCAAGGUCAUGAUUAUCGGCAUGGGCAACCCCAUCCUUACUCUGCCCAUGUCCGCAGCGGCUCUCCGCGAGGUCGACCUUGUCGGAGUCUUCCGUUAUGCCGAUACCUAUUCCAAGGCCAUUGAGCUGCUAUCGAACCGCCCCGCGAACAUGCCUGACUUGUCGACACUGGUGACGCACCGAUUCAGGGGAAUGGAUCGGAUAAAGGACGCAUUUGCCAUGGCGGGGAGGGUGAAGGAUGAUGAGGGGCGACUAGUGCUCAAGGUGGUGGUGGACAUGAAGGAAGAUGAGGCGUCGAGCUGA
Ustilaginoidea virens is the source of this 1155-nucleotide messenger RNA. RefSeq lists its product as uncharacterized. NCBI's taxonomy places the organism in Eukaryota, Fungi, Ascomycota, Sordariomycetes, Hypocreales, Clavicipitaceae. The coding region runs from base 1 to 1155 and encodes 384 amino acids. Gene Ontology annotation, molecular function: zinc ion binding; L-iditol 2-dehydrogenase (NAD+) activity. Gene Ontology annotation, biological process: D-sorbitol catabolic process. The transcript has 3 exons. The record is from RefSeq and is a predicted model, not a curated record.